Molecule: messenger RNA, 3803 nt
Organism: Linum trigynum
Lineage: Eukaryota; Viridiplantae; Streptophyta; Magnoliopsida; Malpighiales; Linaceae
Source: the annotation of a GenBank genome assembly
UCAUUUUCGCAUAAUUCAUUCCUGAUAGAGUGAUAGUCAAUAUUACUUUCAUAACUUUCUCUUCAUCAAAAUUUCAUGAAUUUUCAUGUCAAACCAUUGCUCCCAUUAUUUUUGUGCUUUUCUUUUUCUCUCAACAUUGAUAUUAGGGAUGACAAUGGGUCGGGUCGGGCGCGGAUAGUGCAUAUCCGUUACCCUACCCAUCGUAGUUCGGGUUUUACCCAUACCCAUACCCACAUGUGAAAUGGGUAGAAAAUCAAAACCAUGCCCAUACCCGUUCGGGUUUCGGGUAUCCACGGUUAUCCAUGAGUAAUAAUUUCUCUUCAUAACUUCAACCAAUAUGUUAACAUUCAUACGUAUUCUCACAUUACGUAAGAGGAAAAGUACGACAAUAAUUCACUAGGAUGAAGAAAAUUAAUUAAAACUACACAAUUUCAUGAAAAUAUUAUAUUUAUAUACUAAAUAUAAAAUAUGUUAGAGAAAAAUAUUGAUUAUUUCUAGACAAAAUACAUAUGCAUGUGUAUAAUCGGGCGGGUUCGGGUUGGAUAGUGAGAAACCCAUGCCCACCCAUUACCCGCAAUAUUCGGGUUCGGAUUUUACCCGUACCCACUAAAUGUCCUUCGGGUUCGGGUUUUACCCUACCCAAUUAGGCCGAAUUCGGGCGGAUAUCCACGGUUACGGAUAUUUUUGCCAUCCCUAAUUGAUAUUAGAUGGGGUCUAAAGAAGUAACUAAACACAAUUAUGUUUCUAUCAACUUCCAAGAUUUAUUAUAAUUAACAAUUACACAUGUUGAUGGUUUCCAAUUUUAUGUUGCUGUGGUUUAUAUCUAUGUUGUCAUAGCUCUACUAUAAGUAAAAAAACAACAAAAGUAUACCAAAAAUAGUCUCGUUUGGAGAAUUGGAGUCUAAAUCUCUAAAUUGUAAACAAUACCAAGAUUUUGAUUCUCCAAAUUGUUGAAAAGGAAAUUUUUUUUCAUUAUUUGGUAACAGUGAUUGUUAGCAUUCAAUAAAAAGAUUGAAAUUCUAUUUUUUUUUAUCAAAAAACAUGUUUAUCUUUAAUCAAAAGAAAUAGAGUGACUAAAAAAAUAUUAAAAAAAAUAUUUAGUGGGAUAAAUAAAAAAUAAAAGAUACAGUAAGGUGAAAAAAAUUUCUCGUGUCAAGAUAUAGAAUCUCUAAUGAGUGAUUUGAAAUCUCUCAAAUUAAUAUUCAUACUAAUUUUUAGAAAUCUGUCUCAGCCUCUCAGGUUUCAUAAGAACAACAGCAAUUAACGUAAUUUUUUUGCUGAAUUUAUGAUUGAAUUUCUUUUCUCCAAAGGAGUCCUUAGCUUCCCCGCCAGCAAAUCCACUUCCCAAUGUCGCCGUUGCAGAAUGCCGACUCGUUCUUGUUCUGGCAGCCUGGCGUGGCGAGCGAGGCGCCGGCGACCGGUCCAAUGCAACGCUUUCACACUCACCCCUUUGUUUGUUAUUCCUAUUCACGAUUCCCAGGACGGCCGCUGAGCCCCUAGGAUUUGUAACUCCUUCAUCGCACUCUCCGUUCAAGUUAGUGGCUCCCUCCUUCCACCAAACACCUUCAAUGGCCAUUUCCCAUACUCCCCCCUCCUCUGUUCACACAAAGACUUCAACUUUUUUCACCAUUUUCCCCAGAAAUGGCAGAAGUUCCUUUUACCCUACAGACCUUCUAGUAAACUACCCACUUCCAGAGCUCUGAAACAGAAAACCUCUUUUCCAAUUUCCCACCCAAAUGCCUGCAGCUUCGCCUUCGCCAUAUUCAAUGGAUUCCUCUCCAAUGAACUCAAACGCCGAGGUUUCAGAAAUAGACAGGACCCGAAUCCCAUUCGUCCACACGGUGCCAGCAGCGAGCAGAAUUCUGCCAUCAGCAAGCCAAUGGAACUCCAUCGAGCUCGAUUUCAACCUCGUCCCACGCUCAGAGAAUGCGUACCAUUCAAUCCCUUCCAACUAUUCCAAAUCCUAUGAAUUCGAAUUGGUCGUCUCCGAUAAGCCUUACUUCAAACGCUUCCUCAUCAUCUUGGGCCUCCUGGUCCUUGUCGCUAUAGGGCUUCCUUUGCUACUCCAUUUCCUGCCUCAAGCCCACCGCCACAAGACUUCCCCCAUGAACUUCACUCUCGCUGUUGCCCACUCUCUCAACUUCUUCGACGCCCAGAAAUCUGGGCGUUAUCCGACUACUAGUCCGGUGAAGUUUCGAGGGAUUUCGGGGAUGGAAGACGGGAACUCGAGGAAUCCACCGGUGGAUUUGAAAGGAGGGUUUUAUGAUUCAGGAAACAACAUAAAGUUCAGCUUCCCAACUGCUUACACAGUCACAUUGUUGAGCUGGAGUGUGAUCGAGUAUCAUGAGAAGUUUGAUGAUAUCAACGAGCUUGAUCAUGUCAAGGAUAUAAUUAAGUGGGGGACUGAUUACUUGCUCAAGGCUUCUGUGAGGUCAAAUUCUACUAGUAAUGCACCAGUUACCUUAUACUCACAGGUGGGUAGCACUGGAAAUGGGACUGACCCUUAUACUGAUAUGAGCUGUUGGGAGAAACCUGAAGACAUGAGCUAUCCUAGGCCGGUGUUUGCCUGUGAUGGAACGACGGCUGCUGACCUGGCUGGAGAAGUUGUGGCAGCAUUGUCAGCAGCAUCAAUCGUGUUUCGGGAUGAGAAGGAUUACUCAAAUGAGUUAGUUCAAGCAGCAGAGAGCUUGUAUGUCGCUGCAACUAAGAAAGGCCAGACUACAUAUACUAGUGUUAAGGCUUGUGGUGGAGAGGCUAGCAGAGUUUACAAUUCGUCUGGUUUCCAAGAUGAGCUUGUUUGGGGUGGAACUUGGCUGUUUUUUGCUACUGGAAACACCACGUUUCUUGAGUAUGCUGCUCUCAAUUUCAGUGCAGCGAUUAAACAGCAGGAUCCGAAGGAGCAAGGUGUUUUCUAUUGGAACAACAAGGUCGUUGCCACUGGUAUUCUACUGACAAGACUUAGGUUCUUCCGGGAUCUUGGAUUCCCCUUUGAGAUUGGAUUCAAGGCAGCAUCAGACAUGACUGAAGCCAUGAUCUGUUCUUAUCUUUCUGAUAAACACUUCCACAAGUCACCUGGUGGAUUGAUUGUGUUAAUGCCUGAUGGAAGCCCUCCAAUUCAGUAUGCAGCAACAGCAUCUUUCCUUACUAAACUAUACAGUGACUACCUUGAACUUGGGCUUCAAUCUAGUGUCACUUGUGGUAAAGAUGGUUUCUCUCUUCAGACCAUGAGGAGCUUCUCCACUUCACAGGUGAGGUACAUUCUUGGAGAGAAUCCAAUGAAGAUGAGCUACUUGGUUGGGUUCGGGAAGAAAUAUCCAACCCAUGUCCAUCAUCGGGCAGCAUCAAUCCCAAAGGAUGGCAAAAAGUACAGUUGUCCGGAGGGUGAGCAAUGGAAGACGAAAAAAGAACCAAAUCCAAACACACUCUACGGAGCAAUGGUUGCAGGACCAGACAAGUCUGACAAGUUCUCAGAUGACCGGACCAAGCCAUGGUUCACCGAGCCAACCAUAGCUAGUAAUGCUGGUCUAGUUGCUGCACUCAUUGCAACCCAUGAACCACCGGAACGCUCGUUUGGUUCUAAGGGCCCUAAUCUUGGCAUAGAUCAAGAGAGAAUUUUUUCAAGCAUUCAUCUAACUCCACCAGCUCCUUGAAACACUUAUAUUUUGAGUUGAUCGAUGUCUAACCUGUCAAGUUAAUGAAGAAGGUUUGAGUAGGAGAGAUCAUAAUACAGUUGUGGCGGAAGUCAUAUGUUAGAACUUAGAACUGAAAAGUUUUUGAGCUAGUAAUACAAAAAGUGCAAUACU